Molecule: messenger RNA, 790 nt
Organism: Eriocheir sinensis (Chinese mitten crab)
Lineage: Eukaryota; Metazoa; Arthropoda; Malacostraca; Decapoda; Varunidae
Gene: RpL15
Product: 60S ribosomal protein L15
Exons: 4
Coding region: 122-736 (204 amino acids)
Biological process (GO): cytoplasmic translation
Cellular component (GO): ribosome; cytosolic large ribosomal subunit
Molecular function (GO): RNA binding; structural constituent of ribosome
Source: RefSeq, a predicted model, not a curated record
UUAUUAUAUUUAAAUUUUGGUAUAUAUACAGCCCCUCCCGGAAAAGAACCACCGCGCCAGUCUGUUGCCUCGGGAGGGUUGGCCAGCCUGUCUUUCCCUCCUCAGCGGCGGCCCCGUCACCAUGGGGGCCUACAAGUACAUGCAGGAGAUUUACCGGAAGAAGCAGAGUGAUGUGAUGCGCUUCCUGCUGAGGGUGCGGGCCUGGCAGUACCGCCACCUCAACAAGCUGCACCGUGCGCCGCGCCCGACCCGCCCGGAGAAGGCGCGCCGCCUCGGCUACAAGGCCAAGCAAGGCUUCGUCAUCUACCGCAUCCGUAUCCGCCGCGGUGGCCGCAAACGCCCCGUGCCCAAGGGUGCCACCUACGGCAAGCCCAAGAGCCACGGCGUCAACCAGCUCAAGCCCACACGCAACCUUCAGUCCCUGGCUGAGGAGCGCACAGGUCGUCGCCUGGGUGGGCUGCGUGUGCUGAACAGCUACUGGGUAGCACAGGACUCCACCUACAAGUACUAUGAGGUGAUUCUGGUGGACAUCCGACACAAUGUGGUUCGCAAGGACGGCUCCCUCAACUGGAUCUGCAAACACACGCAGAAGCACAGGGAGAUGCGAGGCAAGACCUCGGCCGGCAGGAAGCACCGCGGGCUGGGCCGAGGCUUCCACUUCUCCCAGACCAAGGGAGGCUCGCGUCGCGCCCGCUGGCUGCGCCACAACUCGCUUUCCCUGCGCAGGAAGCGUUAAAAUCACCAUCUGGUGUUAUUUCUUUAAUAAAAAAAAUGAUUAUUCCACGCAACA